Lachancea fermentati is the source of this 2424-nucleotide messenger RNA. NCBI's taxonomy places the organism in Eukaryota, Fungi, Ascomycota, Saccharomycetes, Saccharomycetales, Saccharomycetaceae. The record is from the annotation of a GenBank genome assembly.
AUGCAAAAGCUGCCCGAAGAGUACUUCCACCUAGUAAGGGAAGCACUCAGAGAUGAUCGUAAGGUCUCUGCUAGAAAAAGGAGGAAGCGGGACUCUUCACCUAGAGAAGAUGAGCACUCAACUCCUCAAGUUGUCAUAAAUUUAGAUUCUGAUGACAACGGCCAGGUCAGUGACAGUUCGCAUUCGGAAGACACCUACGACUCUGAAGAGUUUGAAGAUGUCCCAGAGCCCACACCAACAGGUCCCACUUCAGACAUUAGUUUCACAUUAGAUGCAUCCAAGAACGAGCCGAAGCAAAGAGCCAAAAAUGUGGUAUCCCCUGAAGAAAAAAAGUUUAGAAGAUAUUACCAUAUGCUACAUCUCUUGUGUCUUCUAGUACAUGGAUACAUACGGAAUGAAUGGCUCAAUGAUCAGAAGCUUCAUAAAAAGUUGUCAAAGCUUGUUCCUGAUGACGUCUUUGACCUACUUCACCCGCCAAAGGAUACAGAAAUGCCUCUGCGAAGUACAAGAAAACUUCUGGAUGGUUUAAAGAAAUGUAUGGAUAUCUGGGGCAAACAUUUCAAGCAUGUCACCAGUGAAGGUAUCAAUGGACUUUACAUGAUGAAAUGGGAUGACUUAAACGGACCGUGGGAGCAGCCCGUCCGAGAGAUGACUCCGAAGCUUUUCAGUAGGAUGGUGAUAUCUGGACAUGGAAACCGCAAUAUUGGUGCACAGGGUUUCGUCGCGAUGUUGCGCGCUUGCGGGGUAAACGCUCGGUUGGUUUUCAAUGCUCAGCCGCCAGAUUUCACCGAUGCGAAGCUUUUCAGCAAAUUGAAACAUGAAAAUGAGAUCGAGCAACCGUUAAGUGAAACAAAACUCGGUGGUCGUCGCAAGAAACGUGGAAAGGCUAAAAAAACAGAUAACGAAGACGAGAAAUAUCCUAUUUUCUGGUGCGAGGUAUGGGAUAAAGUCUCAAAGAGGUGGAUAACAGUAGAUCCCAUGUGUCAAAAAAUAAUAGAGCAAAUACGCAAUAGAUCAAAAUUAGAGCCCCAGGGUAAAUUCCGUCAGCAUGACAUCUUAAGGUAUAUCAUUGGGUAUGACCGAAAAAAAGGAUGUCGAGAUGUGACACGCCGAUAUGUGCUUCAAUACAACUCAAAGGCUCGUAGAAGGCGUGUUACGAAAGAUCAAGAAGGCCUGCAUUGGUAUGAAAAGGUAUUACAUAAACUUCACAAACGUAAGAGAACGCGCAUCGACGAUUUUGAAGAUGAGUAUUUUGUGACCCGCGACGAGACAGAAGGCAUUCCUGAUAACCUUCAAGACUUAAAGAACCACCCAUUUUACGUUUUAGAAAACGAUCUAAAAUGGAAUGAAGUGUUGAGGCCAGGCUGUAAGGAAUGUGGGUAUUUACGCUUGAAAAAUGCAAAAUCCACCAUGAAAGUCUACAAGCGUAAAGACAUAUGGAUAUUAAAGAGUGCCCAGCGAUGGUAUAAUGAAGGUAGGAUUUUGAAAACGGGCGCAGUUCACGCGAAGGUUAUUAAUUCAAAGGACUUCAAGACUGGUGAAAAGAUAGAAGAACGGCUGUACCCCCUCGAAGAAACAGAGCUGUUUGUUCCCGAACCAUUGGGCCCCCAUAACGAAGUUCCAAAAAAUCAUUACGGUAACAUUGACAUAUACACGCCGAGUAUGAUUCCCCAGGGUGCCUGUUUGAUUGAAAGCCCUGUUGCCGUAAAGGCAGCGGCUUUCGUUGGGGUGGAGUUUGCAAAAGCAGUUACUGGAUUUAAAUUCGAAAAGCAUCGCGUUGCGAAGCCACAAAUAACGGGCGUAGUCGUGUCUUUAGACUAUCGAGAAGCCGUAGAGGCCAUGAUCGAUGGAAUUGAGGGAAGUAUGGAAGAAGAAAAAAGACGGGACCAUGAGCUGGAAGGUUUGCAGUAUUGGAAUCUUCUUUUGGCGAAACUAAGAAUCAAACAAAAAUUAAAUGCUAGACAUGGUGUAGUAAGGGAAAACCAAGGAAUGUCAUGGGAUGAAGAAAUACACUCUGGUGACGAAGAUUUGCAAAAUGAAGGAUUCUCACCGAACCCUGGAGGGUUUUUGCCAGAGGCAGGGGGGUUUUUACCAGGGUCUGAAAACGUUACUCCUGUAGACAAUGAAUCUUCAGAAGAUGCUGGUGGAUUUAUAGUCGAAAAUUCAAAUGAUAAUCAAUUAAAUCAAAAUUAUUUGGAAAAGCAGAGUAGUUCCGAGGGAAGAAUGCGACAGGAACAUGGUAUCACUUCGGAAGAGGAGAAGGGGGCCGGAAGCACCUUUCAGGGCAUUGAAGAACCUGAGGACGAUAACAAAAAUCUUGAGUUAGACUAUGAAAAAUUCAUGAACGAUUUUGACGAAAGUGAAUCGCCUGCCAAUUCUAAUCAAUCAGUAUCGGACUCUGAAUACAUGUACGAAUCUGAAUGA